GAGCGAAGGGAGGAGCGGGGCGAGCUGCCGGGGAGCCCGUGGCCGCCAAUGGGAGAGGCCGCGGGAGGCUAAAGUAGCGGGAGCGGAGGGGAACAAUGGCGGCGGCACAUGGGAGAGCCGGGGCGGGACCUCCAUCGCCGCGCUCCGGAUGAGGAGCGAGGUCGCGCCGCGGGGAGAGUCAGCCGUGCGGGACCGGGAAUCGCGAGCGGCGCCGUGGCAGGGCCACAGUCCCUCUUGCCUUGAGAGCCGUUGGCGUCGCGCGUCCAGUUCGGCUCAGUCCCUUGCUGCGCCCUCAGUCCCCUAGUGCAGAGCUGCUGCUGCUGCUGCAGCGGCGGCCACUCCGGCAAAAGGGCGGCGUGCACCCCGCGCCGCUUGCUGAAGCUGCAGCGCGCCCGUCCGCCCGCUCGCUCGCCCGCCCUCCCGGCGCACGCGUGUUUUGUCCUCGCGCCGGCUGCAACCAGCCGAGCAGAAAGCCUGUGCGCGAUGACCGCCUCCGUCCUGGCGGGGACGGCUUUUCCGCCGUCGCCUCGGGGCGGUGUCGGCUCAGGGGCCGUGGCUGCAGGAUCUCUCUCUGCAGCCCGGGUUCCGUGCGUUCGUUCUCCGAGGCUGGCUGAGGCCGCGGCGGAGGGCGGGGCCUGCUCGGAUGACUGAAGCUGUGCCAAGGUGCACGCGGUGGGCGGGGAAGGGGUCAGGUGCCGGGGAAGACAAGGGGCACUCACGUCCCGGGCGCGCCACUCAAGGGACUCCCGUCUGCACGAGCCCCGGGCCUCCCGCGCAGGCUCCAGCAGGCUGCGGAGGGCUGGUGCCCGCGCUCGGGCUCCAGGCUCCAGGCUUGGGUGCUCGCUUCUUUGUUCCCGCCCACGCGAGGCCUAUUUUGACCGACGGGUUCGCGGCUCGCCGGCGGCCAAUAGGCACGCGCUCCUUGUUUCCUCCACCCCCCCCCUUUGAAUCCCGGAGCCCCGCCCCUCCGGCUGCCCACGUGGUCCGGGCCUGCGCGGCUCGCCUGCUCGUCGGGUGUAGUACCCUAGGCGGCUUCCUCUGCAACUGCGGGUCCCAGCUCUGUCUCUGAGCCCCUGGUCGUUCGCUGUCGCCAGCGCCUCGGUUGUUGCUGGGCCCUCGGGAGCUCAAGACGCGCAGGCGGUGUUGCCCUCCUUAACCAAGGCCGAGCCCGUGGUAGCAUCCGGCAGGGAAAUGGUCGUGGUUUCCGUGCCCGCCGAAGUCACCGUAAUCCUGUUAGAUAUCGAAGGCAGGACCAGCUGGCCGGUUCCUGGCCCCUUGGUUUCUUAGUUUCCCUUUGUGUCCCACUGGGAACAGGCCCACGGCAGCAGUUUCCACUGGGACUUCCUUUGUGCUGUUUGUUAGUUAAGGAUGUUUUAUUUCCGUACAUCAAAGAAAAUGUCAAGGAGUACCUGCAGACCCACUGGGAGGAGGAGGAGUGUCAGCAGGACGUCAGCCUGCUGAGGAAACAGGCCGAGGAAGAUGCACAUCUGGACGGGGCUGUUCCGAUACCCGUGGCUUCUGGCAGUGAUCUGCAGCAGAUGAUCCAGGCUGUGGUGGACAACGUGUACUGGCAGAUGUCCCAUGACCGAAAGACCACAGCGCUCAAACAGCUGCAAGGCCACAUGUGGAAGGCAGCUUUCACGGCUGGCCGCAUGAAGGCAGAGUUCUUUGCAGAUGUGGUUCCUGCAGUCAGAAGGUGGAGAGAGGCUGGGAUGAAGGUAUACAUCUAUUCUUCAGGGAGCGUGGAGGCACAGAAGCUGCUCUUCGGCCAUUCCACAGAGGGAGACAUUCUUGAGCUCAUCGACGGUCACUUUGACACCAAGAUUGGACACAAAGUGGACAGUGAGAGUUACCGGAAGAUUGCUGAUAGCAUCGGUUGUUCAACCAACAACAUCCUGUUUCUCACGGAUGUCACCGUAGAGGCCAGUGCUGCUGAGGAGGCGGACGUGCACGUGGCUGUGGUGGUGCGACCUGGCAACGCGGGGCUCACUGACGACGAGAAGACAUACUACAACCUCAUCACGUCCUUCAGCGAGCUCUACCUGCCGUCCACCUAGAGCCAGGUACCCAUACGAGGAGCCCACCGUCCCUGUCCCUCGAGGUCACGUCCCACCGCUGCACUAAGGACUCACGGCCCAGCGUCCACAAGACUGAGGCCCUGUCCCUGCUCAGAGAACAGAUCCGGAGCAGGUGGUCUGGUCAGUCAGGAUGGAACAGUGCUACAAGCACCAGCCUGCCUCUGAGCAGUGCUCGGAACAGCUGAGGCCGUGGCGGGCUCCACUAACCCCCAGUGUUAUCGUGUUUUAUAGCUGCCUUUCUGUGUCUUACACAGUUUGAGAGUAUAUGUUAAUGACUAUUUUUUUUAAAAAUGUUCUAUUGAAACCAGUGUAACAGCACAAAGAGCUCUAAUGUGUAACACUUCCUCUGAAAUGGAUAUAAAGAUGUAAAUUUUAUAACAGCACUGUUUAUUCUGAUGCAUUCUGAUGGGUCAGUGUCGUGUCAUUAAUUAAUAAAGGCAUUUUCUUCUCAUA
Molecule: messenger RNA, 2531 nt
Organism: Mus musculus (house mouse)
Lineage: Eukaryota; Metazoa; Chordata; Mammalia; Rodentia; Muridae
Gene: Enoph1
Product: enolase-phosphatase 1
Exons: 8
Coding region: 1539-2057 (172 amino acids)
Biological process (GO): L-methionine cycle
Cellular component (GO): cytoplasm; nucleus
Molecular function (GO): acireductone synthase activity; magnesium ion binding
Source: RefSeq, a predicted model, not a curated record